Messenger RNA from Brassica oleracea var. oleracea, 891 nucleotides. RefSeq names its product probable inactive leucine-rich repeat receptor-like protein kinase At3g03770. Bases 293 to 835 code for a protein of 180 amino acids. NCBI's taxonomy places the organism in Eukaryota, Viridiplantae, Streptophyta, Magnoliopsida, Brassicales, Brassicaceae. The transcript is spliced from 5 exons. The record is from RefSeq and is a predicted model, not a curated record.
GAUUGACAAACCAUUCAAGUGCUUGAUCUUGAAUCAAACUCUUUAUGUUUCCUCAGCAAGAACAGGUUUAGAGAUCCGCAGUAUCAUCUCAACAACUGAUGUCUGUAGAUCUCUCAUCCAAUCUUCUUACCGAAAGUUUGCCUGAUUGUCUUAAACCAAGCUCAAGAGCUAGCAGAGAUGAUGAUUCAACAGUCAGCAGAAUGUUCUUUGUCUUUGAGUAUGUCCCAAUAGGAGAACUCAGGAGCUGGAUCUCUUCUGGUAUGCACUGAAAGAUGGUGUCCUAAUUAAGAACAUGAUCGUCAUUAUAUGUUUUUUUCCAACUUCCCUGGAAUGUUUAGAUGGGAAUAUGGGAAGAUUGCUUACUUGGGAGCAAGUUCUAUCAAGAAAAGGCACUCCAAGCAACAAAGAUGAAGAUAGAGUCGAUAUCUAUGACUUGGGAGUGAUAUUGCUUGAACUUAUAGUGGGAAGACCAUUGAAAGCAAAGGGUCAAGUCGAUGUUCUAAAAGAGGAGUUACAAGCGAGCAUCUCAGGGAAUGAUGGAGCGCGUAGGAGCAUGGUGGAUCCAACGGUCCAUAGAACCUGUUCAGACCAAUCACUGAAGACAAUGAUGGAGAUAUGUGUAAGGUUUCUCCUCAAAGACCCUUUAGAACGUCCUUCCAUUGAAGAUGUUCGUUCUUUGGAAUCUUCAGUUUGCUUCUCAAGUCCAAGAAGUUGGCUACGUAACAGCAAUCCUCCGAGCACUCGCGGCUUGCCUUCUCCUGCAGCUUCCUCUCGUUUACACAUAACAACACUCGAAUCACCACGCGAUUCAGGAUAUGAAGAGCAUGAGAGGUAGAGGAGACAAGAGUUUUGGUUUGGUCCGUUGUGAGUUCUUCUUCACUUCCCUUCAAC